AUGGAUUCUUCUUCUUCAUAUGGUGUUUCUCAUGUCAGCCAUAUCUCCAACCCUUGUAUCUUCGGUGCGUUUUCUUUUCUUUUCAACAUUUCUAAUACGAGGGGGGGAGCUGGAUCUUCAUCUUCACCAGAGAAGAAAUGGAACUUGAUGAAAUGGGUGAGUAAGCUUUUCAAGAGUGGCUCUAAUGGUGGUGGUCGCACUAAUCAUCCUCCUCCUCAGUUUCAAGAGGACGAGAAUAUGGUCUUUCCUCUACCUCCUUCCUCUUCGGACGAUCGAUCGAGACCUGCUCGGGACAAAGAAGAACUCGAUCGUGCAAUGUCACUCUCUCUAGGUGACGAUACCAAGCGCCCAUAUGCAGGAUAUGGUUGGUCUAUGGAUAGCAAUUCAGAUUAUCCAAGGCCUUUACACGGUGGAUUGAAUCCAUCUUUCCUUCCAACUUAUGAACCUUCCUAUCAAUUCAGACGACCGCAAAGAAUAUGUGGCGGCUGCAAUAGCGAUAUUGGAUUGGGAAACUAUCUAGGAUGCAUGGGAACAUUCUUUCAUCCUGACUGUUUCUGUUGCGAUUCAUGUCAUUACCCUAUCACUGAGCAUGAGUUCUCUCUAUCAGGAACCAAACCAUAUCAUAAGAUUUGUUUUAAAGAGCUUACUCAUCCUAAAUGCGAAGUUUGUCACCAUUUUAUCCCAACUAAUGAUGCUGGCUUGAUCGAGUAUCGGUGUCAUCCAUUUUGGAACCAAAAGUAUUGUCCGUCUCACGAAUACGAUAGAACCGCUCGUUGUUGUAGCUGCGAACGUUUAGAGUCAUGGAAUGUGAGAUAUUACACGUUAGAAGAUGGGAGAAGUUUAUGUUUAGAAUGUAUGGAAACUGCGAUAACCGACACUGGAGAUUGUCAACCACUUUACCAUGCGAUACGAGACUAUUACGAAGGAAUGUACAUGAAACUUGAACAACAAAUCCCCAUGCUUCUUGUUCAACGAGAAGCUCUCAACGAUGCUAUCGUCGGAGAGAAACACGGAUACCAUCACAUGCCUGAGACAAGAGGUUUAUGUUUGUCUGAAGAACAAACAGUCACAAGUGUUCUUAAAAGACCGAGACUUGGUGCUCACCGUCUUGUUGGUAUGAGAACUCAGCCUCAAAAGCUUAUACGCAAAUGUGAAGUCACUGCGAUUCUCGUUCUUUACGGCCUCCCUAGAUUAUUAACCGGAGCAAUUCUUGCCCACGAGCUGAUGCAUGGAUGGCUUCGGCUCAAAGGGUAUAGAAACCUUAACCAUGAGGUAGAGGAAGGUAUCUGCCAAGUCCUCUCAUACAUGUGGCUUGAAUCUGAAGUUCUUUCAGAUACUUCUUCUAGAAACAUGCCCUCAACAUCAGCUGCAACGUCGUCGUCGUCAUCAUCAUCAUCAUCUAACAAGAAAGGAGGGAAAUCAAAUGUGGAGAAGAAGCUUGGAGAGUUCUUUAAGCAUCAGAUAGCUCACGACGCGUCUCCUGCUUACGGAGGAGGUUUCAGAGCAGCAAAUGCAGCGGUUUGUAAGUACGGUCUACCUCGUACACUUGAUCAUAUCCGCUUUACUGGAACUUUUCCUUUGUGA
This is a messenger RNA of Eruca vesicaria subsp. sativa (arugula), 1584 nucleotides long. Lineage: Eukaryota; Viridiplantae; Streptophyta; Magnoliopsida; Brassicales; Brassicaceae. The record is from the annotation of a GenBank genome assembly.